This is a messenger RNA of Epithele typhae, 2886 nucleotides long. RefSeq lists its product as uncharacterized. The record is from RefSeq and is a predicted model, not a curated record. Bases 1 to 2886 code for a protein of 961 amino acids. NCBI's taxonomy places the organism in Eukaryota, Fungi, Basidiomycota, Agaricomycetes, Polyporales, Epitheliaceae. Gene Ontology annotation, biological process: copper ion import; iron ion transport; intracellular iron ion homeostasis. The transcript is spliced from 7 exons. Gene Ontology annotation, cellular component: plasma membrane. Gene Ontology annotation, molecular function: ferric-chelate reductase activity.
AUGGUGGUCUCCUCCGUCCUCCCAGCCGAUCCCACGCUUCCCGCUAGCGCCGCCGCCUACACCGAUGACCUCAAGUUCGUUAGCGCGUACCUCACCGUACACAUGCAGAGUGACGCGAGUCGCGUCUAUUCCUAUAUUCUGUGGAUCGCGCUAGGUGUCGUCCUCAUUGUAUGCUCCAUUCUUCAUCAUCUGCACCUCGGCGGUGGCUAUCUGGGCGCGCGCUGGAGCAAGUGGGCGUUGCGACGACGGACAUGGAGGAAGAAGCACUCUCUCGCCGUCGCGAAAGCAAACGGCCAACCGCACAAGCAGCCCUUCUCGCUCCCCUCCAACUCACAGAUAUGCACCCUUAUUGUCAUCGUGAUCAGCUCCCUUCUGCUCUCCUUCCUUGGACCAGACUACAUCGCGCCCGGCUACACGCUGUGGACCCUGCAAGACGCCCCUUACGCCACCACCUCGAUCACUAAGCGCGGUUACGACUUGUCUCAAUGGUACCAGUACCAGCCCCGAUAUACCAUCCCCAAAGCCUGGUGGACUGCCGGUAACCGCACCGGUCUCAUCGCGUUCGCCCUAUUCCCUCUCUGUGUCCUCUUCGCUCUCAAGGCUCCGCCCUUCGCCAUCUUCUCCAUCCCAUUCCUUGUCCAAUUCUACUGUGAUAAGCUGUUGUGGCUCCACAAGUGGGUCGGGCGUCUCGUCUACCUCUUCGUGGUCCUGCACGUCGCCCUCUGGAGCGUACAGCUCUUGAAGGAUAAACACGACGGCAAGGUCGCGUAUGUCUACGCGUGGACCUACGAGAAGUUUUUAUUUGCUUGGACGUCGUUUGGGUGCUUCACGCUCCUCAUGAUAUUUUCUCUGAAGCCCUUCCGGACGAAGCAUUACGAAUCUUUCUGGUUCCUUCAUGUCCUUCUCGCCCCUCUCACGAUCGUCAUGGCCGCCCUUCACCACCCUCCUGUCUGGUGGUGGUGUUGGGCCGCCAUUGGACUCUGGAUUGGAGAGCGUACUUGGCGCUUUACGCGGUGGAUGUACACCAAUGGCAUCCUCGGCCGCCGAGUCCAGGCCCCGUCAAGUAAGAUGCGAAGAGGCCAAUCUCUCAAUCACGGGCCCUCUGCGUUCCAGUAUCCUCCAUCUAAGAUGGCAGCGAACUCUACUACUGCGCUUGCCCACUAUCCCCCAAUCACGCCCACCGCCUUACUCCCUGGAGUUGGUCUGUCAGUCCCAACAGAUUACAUUCCUCCCCCUGGAUACGCACAUGCGGAGCUCCUUCCUGGACACACCGUUCGUCUACGCGUCGUCACCCCCGGAUAUAUCACCUGGGCGCCCGGGCAACAUUUCCUCAUCUCCAUCCCUUCGAUCACUCGGUUCACGACACACCCUUUCACGGCUGCUUCCAUUUGCGAUGAGCAGAACGCGUACGACGACGGUCGCGUUCUCAUCUUCCUCAUCCGCGCCAAAAACGGCUGGACAAGGGAUCUCUGGGAUUCCAUCGUGUCGAUGGUCAGUCGCGGUCAGCGGUUUCACAAGCCUGAGGCGCCACCACCAUGUGAGAUGCCCACGCGUGGCGUCCUUCUGCGGACCUUGGUCGACGGUCCCUACGGGUCUUCGGUACGGGCGUCAUGGCAUAUGUACUCCUCCGUCCUGAUCGUGGCCGGAGGGUCUGGCGUUAGCUACGCGCUGUCAGUUCUCCAGUACCUGUGCCUCUGCAUGGCUGGAAGAGAUGGUCAAUUCCUUGGAGGACACAAAGGCGGUCACGGUCACAUCCAGUGGUGUGCCGCAGUACUUCGGCGAUGCUUGGAUAUUCUUCCGUCCCCUGAGCUUCAGAUUGACAUCUUUGUCACGAACGUCAGGCCGUCGGCCGGCCCCAAACAACCGAAGUCGACUGGACUUGCUGACAAAGAAGAAGACCACUCGCUCCCCCAUUCACCCCUCACCCCAGACUCUCGACGGUCUUCACAGACCUUUACUGAGGAAGGCGGGGAUUACAUCGAUGUUGUGGACUUGAGCUACUACACUAGUGUCAUCCAAGAAGACGGCGAGUUGGGACACGAAGAGCACAUCCUCGACUACACUAACUUUGAAGGCGAUAACGACAGCGCGCUCCCUGGAGAAGAUCAGUUCAACAUCUCCGUCAAAAAGGAAGGGAAAACUCGUCGUGCCACGACCCAGAGAGCGUCGAUGGUCUUCUUGGCUAAGCAAGAGCUCAUACGUAAGACCGAAUCGGACUACGACAGGAUCGACAUCAGUACAGUGCGGCCAAGUUUUGACCUCGAGCCUCGCGAAACCCGCCCAGACAGCAUGCUCAGCACAGGCACGAGCAACAGCAUGCAGAGUUCAAGUACCCUCACCGCGACCGCAAAUAGGAUCCAGUUCCAAUCCCCUCCAAACAGCGCUGUCCCUCUCAUUCGCCCUCAAAGCUUCGCUCAUACCCCACUCACUUCGCACUCGCACAACUUCUCCGCCACUUCUGACUUCUCGCUCGGCCACAACAUGUGGCCCUCGCAAAGCUCGCUCGGGCAUGAGCUGCGCCCUGGCGCGAUAACCCCCAUUUCCCCGGGUACCCCAGGCUCUCUCCGUUCAAUGUCACGUCUGAGCACCUGGACGGACACGGACAGUUUCGCUGCACUUGUGCCGGGAGGAGACGUUGCGACCAUCCGCGAACAGCUCCGGCUGGACUUGGACGAGCUCGAAGUGGAGGACGUAGGAAUCCUAGAACGCAUCCUUGCCGACGAGAUAGAGCGAGCGCGGGGCGCCAUCGCUGUUGCUUGUUGUGGCCCGACGUCGCUCGACGCGUUCGUCAGGAAAACGGUGGCUGCACAGAUCGAUCCGGCGCGCGUGAAGCGUGGCGACAUGCGCGGCUCGAUCACGCUCUUCUCCGAGGAGUUCUCGUACUGA